GCUUCUUUCGGGAUGUAAACAUCACCAGCUCGCUGUUUACAUCUCAUGUCUCUGCGUCUGCUGCCUUAUUCCUUCCCAAAAAAAAUAAGACGGAAUGGAAAUUCAAAGUGACCGAGAUUAUUUCUUUGGAGACAUUGGCUGCUGGUCUGAGAGGACGGAGGUGCACAAAGCAGCGUCUCAGGGCCAGACGUCCCAGCUGCAGAGUCUGAUCCUCAGCGGAGCUUCAGUCAACGUGGUGGCGGUCGACUCCAUCACCCCGCUGCACGAGGCCUGUCUGCGGGGACAGACCCAGUGUGUCCGCCUGCUGCUGGACGCCGGAGCCCAG
This is a messenger RNA of Notothenia coriiceps (black rockcod), 325 nucleotides long. RefSeq names its product ankyrin repeat and SOCS box protein 13-like. Lineage: Eukaryota; Metazoa; Chordata; Actinopteri; Perciformes; Nototheniidae. The record is from RefSeq and is a predicted model, not a curated record. The transcript is spliced from 2 exons. Gene Ontology annotation, biological process: protein ubiquitination; positive regulation of protein catabolic process. The annotation marks the transcript as partial. Gene Ontology annotation, molecular function: protein binding.